Molecule: messenger RNA, 1629 nt
Organism: Tympanuchus pallidicinctus (lesser prairie-chicken)
Lineage: Eukaryota; Metazoa; Chordata; Aves; Galliformes; Phasianidae
Gene: PRDM14
Product: PR/SET domain 14
Biological process (GO): regulation of transcription by RNA polymerase II
Cellular component (GO): nucleus
Molecular function (GO): protein binding; RNA polymerase II transcription regulatory region sequence-specific DNA binding
Source: RefSeq, a predicted model, not a curated record
AUGGCGCUGGCCCUGGCCGGCGAGCCGGGCCCCGCCGCGGACGCCACGGACGCGCUCGGGCUGAGCCCCGCCGGACUCGCCGCCUACUACCCGCCCUUCCUGCCCCCGGCGCAGUAUUUGGAGGCGCCCCCCGACUUCUUCCAGCCUCUGGGCCGCCUGCUGCCACCCUCCCCGCCGCUGCCCCCCUUCGGCAUCCCCGCGUUCCUCGGCCUCCCGCCGCCCCAUACGGCCCCGCCGCCCCCCGCCCAGGCUCCGGCGGACACCCCGCAGCGGACGGCCCGGCCCGGGGGGGGCUGCGAGACGGCGGGGCAGAGCCGCAGGUUUCACUUCAGCGAGCAGGAGCUGAACGCGGUGCUGUACGGGGCGCUGCGCAGCCCCCAGCUGCCCGGCGGGCUGCACGCCAUCUCGGGGCUCCGCGUGCCCCCCGUCAGCCCGGGUAAGGGGACGGAGAAUCCGAGGGGGGUGCGGGGGCUCGGGGGCCGCCCCCACGGUCCCUCAGAGCCGCUGACGAGGGUCCCUCUCCGCAGGUGCCGCUCGCUCCCCCCCGGCUCCGCCGCCCGACGGGGACGCGCUGCAGCUGCCCGAAGGUAUGGGCAGGGACACCGCCCGCGCCCGCGCCCCGUUCCCUGUCUCCGGCCGCGCUCAGCCCGCGCUGUCCCCGCAGGGCUGGCCGUGCUGCGCGUGGCCUACGGGGACGUUUGGCACCUGGGGGUGUUCUGCACCGCCCCCAUCCCCAAAGGAGUUCGCUUCGGCCCGUUCCAAGGCAAAGUGGUCAACACCACCGAGAUCAAGACUUACGACGACAACUCGCUGAUGUGGGAGGUCUUCGAGUACGGACAACUGAGCCACUUCAUUGACGGGAAGGGCACGGCCGGCAACUGGAUGUCUCUGGUGAACUGCGCCCGCUUCCCCGAGGAGCAGAACCUGACGGCGCUGCAGUGCCAGGGGCAGAUCUUUUACGAGAGCUGCCGGGAGAUCGCGCCCAAGGAGGAGCUGCUGGUGUGGUACGGGGACUGCUACGUGCAGUUCCUGGGCAUCCCCAUCUGCCUGAAGGGCAUGCCGGAGGCGGGACGGCCCCCGCAGCACCCCGAAGGCGCCGGGGAGAGCUUCAAGUGCGAGCGCUGCGGGAAGGUGUUCGCCUACCGCUACUACCGCGACAAGCACCUCAAGUACACGCGCUGCGUGGACCAGGGCGACAGGAAAUUCCCCUGCCACCUCUGCAGCCGCUCCUUCGAGAAGAGGGACCGGCUGCGCAUCCACGUGCUGCACGUCCACGAGAAGCACAGACCCCACAAGUGCUCAGUGUGUGGGAAGAGCUUCUCACAGUCCUCCAGCCUGAACAAACACAUGCGGGUUCAUUCCGGGGAGCGCCCCUACAAAUGCGUCUACUGCAAUAAGGCGUUUACAGCCUCCAGCAUCCUGCGCACGCACAUCCGCCAGCACUCGGGAGAGAAGCCCUUCAAGUGCAAGCACUGCGGCAAAGCCUUCGCCUCGCACGCGGCACACGACAGCCACAUGCGGCGCACGCACAGCAAGGACAAGGGCAGCACCUGUGCGGUGUGCGGCCAGCACUUCCCAGAGCUGGAGGACUACCGCUUCCACAUGAACGUCCACGCUGCUGCUCAUUAG